AUGUCUAAGGGAAAGGUUUGUUUAGCAUACUCUGGUGGUUUGGAUACUUCAGUCAUUUUGGCUUGGUUAUUAGAGGAAGGUUAUGAAGUCAUUGCUUUCUUAGCCAACAUUGGUCAAGAAGAAGAUUUCGAAGCUGCUGAAAAGAAAGCCUUAGCCAUUGGUGCCACCAAGUUUGUUGUUGUUGAUGUUAGACAACAAUUUGUUGAAAAGGUUUGUUUCCCAGCUAUUCAAGCCAAUGCUAUCUACGAAAAUGUUUACCUUUUGGGUACUUCAUUGGCUAGACCAGUUAUUGCUGAAGCUCAAAUCAAGGUUGCUGAAGAAAAUGGAUGUUUUGCUGUCUCCCAUGGUUGUACCGGUAAGGGUAAUGAUCAAGUUAGAUUUGAAUUAUCUUUCUAUGCUUUAAAGCCUGAUGUUACCGUCAUUGCUCCAUGGAGAGACCCUGCUUUCUUCAACAGAUUUGCUGGUAGAAACGAUUUAUUGGAAUAUGCUGCUGCUAAGGGUAUUCCAGUUGCGCAAACCAAGGCCAAGCCAUGGUCAACUGAUGAAAACUUGGCCCAUAUUUCCUUUGAAGCUGGUAUCUUAGAAAACCCAGACACCACACCUCCAAAGGAUAUGUGGAAAUUGACUGUUGAUCCAACUGAUGCUCCAGAUAAGCCAGAAGAGUUCUCCAUCUAUUUCGAAAAGGGUUUGCCAGUUAAGUUGAUCUUAGACGGUGGUAAGAAGGUUAUCACAGACCCUGUUGAAUUGUUUUUGGAAGCUAAUGCUCUUGCCAGAAGAAAUGGUGUUGGUAGAAUUGAUAUUGUUGAAAACAGAUUUAUUGGUAUCAAAUCCAGAGGUUGUUACGAAACUCCUGGUUUAACCAUCUUAAGAUCCACUCAUGUUGAUUUGGAAGGUUUAACUUUGGAUCGUGAAGUUAGAGCCUUAAGAGAUCAAUUUGUUACUGUCUCUUAUGCCAGACAAUUGUACAAUGGUAUGUACUUCACUCCAGAAUGUGAAUACGUUAGAUCCAUGAUUCCUGCUUCUCAAACUACCGUCAAUGGUGUUGUUAGAGCUUCUUGCUACAAAGGUACUUUGACCAUCUUGGGUAGAUCUUCUGAAACCGAAAAGUUGUAUGAUGAAACUGAAUCUUCUAUGGAUGAAUUAACCGGUUUCUCUCCAGAGGAUACCUCUGGUUUCAUUGCUGUCCAAGCUAUCAGAAUUAAGAAGUAUGGUGAAGCUGCCAGAGAAAAGGGUACUCCUUUGACUUUAUGA
Molecule: messenger RNA, 1251 nt
Organism: Lizanozyma spartinae
Lineage: Eukaryota; Fungi; Ascomycota; Pichiomycetes; Serinales; Debaryomycetaceae
Gene: ARG1
Product: argininosuccinate synthase
Exons: 1
Coding region: 1-1251 (416 amino acids)
Biological process (GO): L-arginine biosynthetic process; urea cycle
Cellular component (GO): cytoplasm
Molecular function (GO): argininosuccinate synthase activity; ATP binding
Source: RefSeq, a predicted model, not a curated record